This is a messenger RNA of Cokeromyces recurvatus, 1712 nucleotides long. Its product is annotated as nucleotide-diphospho-sugar transferase. Gene Ontology annotation, biological process: UDP-N-acetylglucosamine biosynthetic process. Gene Ontology annotation, molecular function: UDP-N-acetylglucosamine diphosphorylase activity. The record is from RefSeq and is a predicted model, not a curated record. NCBI's taxonomy places the organism in Eukaryota, Fungi, Mucoromycota, Mucoromycetes, Mucorales, Mucoraceae. The transcript has 3 exons. The coding region runs from base 105 to 1619 and encodes 504 amino acids.
UUUGAUUUUAUUUUUAUUCUUCUUAUUUAUAUAAUAAAAUCUUUAUUACUCGCCUUCUUUUUCUUAUUAUUAUUCUUCUUCAAAAUAUAAAAAAAAAAAUAAAAAUGACUAUAUCAUCCUUUCUUCCAAUCAAUGAAGUCGAACUUCAAGCUUUAAAGGAACGAUUUGAAAAGAAUGGACAAGGUCAUGUAUUUCAUUUCUUUGAUGAACUUGAGAUGGAACAACAAGCUCAACUGAUUUAUCAACUCUUGGAUCUUGAUGUAGAGCGAUUGAAUGAAAUUUACAAAACAGCUAUCAAGGGAGCUGAGGCAUCCGUCUUGAAUUCCAACACAACCUUUGAACCUUUACCAGAGGCUGUCUUUGACUCUGUUCUCAAGUCCUCACCUGAACAAAUCCGUGAUUGGGAAACAUUAGGUCUUUCAUUAAUUGCUCAAGGUAAGGUCGCUGUGAUCUUGAUGGCAGGUGGUCAGGGGACUCGUCUCGGUUCUUCUGAUCCAAAGGGCUGUUAUAACAUCAAUCUACCCUCUAAAAAAUCCCUCUUUCAACUUCAAGCUGAACGCAUCUUACGUCUUCAGGAUAUUGCUCGUCAAUAUCAAAGACCAUCUCAACUUAAGGAUUGUGUCAUUCCUUGGUAUAUCAUGACCUCAGGUCCUACUCAUGCUCCUACUUAUCAAUUCUUUGAAGCAAAUCACUUUUUUGGUCUCAAGAAAGAGAACAUUAUCUUUUUUGAACAAGGUACACUUCCAUGUUUGACCAUGGAUGGUAAGAUUAUUUUAGAAGCAAAAGAUAAGGUGGCUAUAGCACCUGAUGGUAAUGGAGGUAUUUAUGCAGCAGUCCAAAAUAAAGGUGUUAUCAAAUCAUUAAAAGAGCGAGGUAUCCUUUAUUCACAUUGUUACUGUGUCGAUAAUUGUCUUGCUCGAGUCGCUGAUCCCGUCUUUAUUGGCUAUUCUGUCUCGAAGGGGACUGAUUGUGGUGUGAAAGUAGUUAGUAAAGUAGCCCCCGAGGAGCCAGUAGGUGUUGUCUGUGUUCGUGAUGGUAAAUACAGUGUAGUCGAAUACUCUGAAAUCUCACAGGAGGUCUCUGAAAGGCGAACAGCAGAUGGUGCAUCCUUGUUAUUUGGAGCAGCUAAUAUUGCAAAUCAUUUCUUUUCAACUGAAUUUCUGGAACGUGUGCCUCAAUUUGCCUCACAACUCGAAUAUCACAUUGCUAAAAAGAAGAUCAAGUAUGUUGAUAUGUCUACAGGGGAAGUGGUUGUACCUAAAUCAAAUAGUGGUAUGAAACUAGAGUGCUUUGUCUUUGACGUCUUUCCUUUUGCAAAUCACUUUUCUGUACUUGAAGUUGAUCGUAAGGAUGAGUUUUCACCCCUCAAGAAUGCGCCUGGAACAGGUGCAGAUUGUCCUGAAACAUCGAGGAGAGAUAUCGUUGCACAACACGUGCGCUUUAUUGAAGCUGCAGGUGGUCAAGUAGAACAGGAUGGUAACUUUGAAGAGCUCGAAUUUGAAUUAUCCCCUUGGGUUUCUUAUGCUGGUGAAGGCCUUGCGGAUUUCGUUGCUGGGAAAAUAAUCAAGACUCCUGCUAUUAUUGAAACCAAAGAGGAUUUAAUUCGUUCCUUGAAUUAGAUUAAGAUUUUUUAAUAAUUUUGUGAAAAAAAAAAGAGCCUAUUUUUAGCUUUAUUUUAUUUUAUCCUAUCCCUUUGUACCCUCUUUUUUUUU